Psylliodes chrysocephalus is the source of this 5895-nucleotide messenger RNA. The record is from the annotation of a GenBank genome assembly. Lineage: Eukaryota; Metazoa; Arthropoda; Insecta; Coleoptera; Chrysomelidae.
AUGAUCGUUCAAAUUUGUGCUAAAAUUGAAAAUGAACAACUGUUUUCUGCAACUAUUAAAAAAGAACCCUCUGAUAUUAACGAUGUAGUUAUUGAAAAACAAGAAGUUAGAGAGAAUAAACAAGCUAAAAUUGAAAAUGAACAACUGUUUUCUGCAACUAUUAAAAAAGAACCCUCUGAUAUUAACGAUGUAGUUAUUGAAAAACAAGAAGUUAGAGAGAAUAAACAAGCUAAAAUUGAAAAUGAACAACUGUUUUCUGCAACUAUUAAAAAAGAACCCUCUGAUAUUAAUGAUGUAGUUAUUGAAAAACAAGAAGUUAGAGAGAAUAAACAAGCUAAAAUUGAAAAUGAACAACUGUUUUCUGCAACUAUUAAAAAAGAACCCUCUGAUAUUAACGAUGUAGUUAUUGAAAAACAAGAAGUUAGAGAGAAUAAACAAGCUAAAAUUGAAAAUGAACAACUGUUUUCUGCAACUAUUAAAAAAGAACCCUCUGAUAUUAAGGAUGUAGUUAUUGAAAAACAAGAAGUUAGAGAGAAUAAACAAGCUAAAAUUGAAAAUGAACAACUGUUUUCUGCAACUAUUAAAAAAGAACCCUCUGAUAUUAACGAUGUAGUUAUUGAAAAACAAGAAGUUAGAGAGAAUAAACAAGCUAAAAUUGAAAAUGAACAACUGUUUUCUGCAACUAUUAAAAAAGAACCCUCUGAUAUUAAGGAUGUAGUUAUUGAAAAACAAGAAGUUAGAGAGAAUAAACAAGCUAAAAUUGAAAAUGAACAACUGUUUUCUGCAACUAUUAAAAAAGAACCCUCUGAUAUUAACGAUGUAGUUAUUGAAAAACAAGAAGUUAGAGAGAAUAAACAAGCUAAAAUUGAAAAUGAACAACUGUUUUCUGCAACUAUUAAAAAAGAACCCUCUGAUAUUAAUGAUGUAGUUAUUGAAAAACAAGAAGUUAGAGAGAAUAAACAAGCUAAAAUUGAAAAUGAACAACUGUUUUCUGCAACUAUUAAAAAAGAACCCUCUGAUAUUAACGAUGUAGUUAUUGAAAAACAAGAAGUUAGAGAGAAUAAACAAGCUAAAAUUGAAAAUGAACAACUGUUUUCUGCAACUAUUAAAAAAGAACCCUCUGAUAUUAACGAUGUAGUUAUUGAAAAACAAGAAGUUAGAGAGAAUAAACAAGCUAAAAUUGAAAAUGAACAACUGUUUUCUGCAACUAUUAAAAAAGAACCCUCUGAUAUUAACGAUGUAGUUAUUGAAAAACAAGAAGUUAGAGAGAAUAAACAAGCUAAAAUUGAAAAUGAACAACUGUUUUCUGCAACUAUUAAAAAAGAACCCUCUGAUAUUAAUGAUGUAGUUAUUGAAAAACAAGAAGUUAGAGAGAAUAAACAAGCUAAAAUUGAAAAUGAACAACUGUUUUCUGCAACUAUUAAAAAAGAACCCUCUGAUAUUAAGGAUGUAGUUAUUGAAAAACAAGAAGUUAGAGAGAAUAAACAAGCUAAAAUUGAAAAUGAACAACUGUUUUCUGCAACUAUUAAAAAAGAACCCUCUGAUAUUAACGAUGUAGUUAUUGAAAAACAAGAAGUUAGAGAGAAUAAACAAGCUAAAAUUGAAAAUGAACAACUGUUUUCUGCAACUAUUAAAAAAGAACCCUCUGAUAUUAACGAUGUAGUUAUUGAAAAACAAGAAGUUAGAGAGAAUAAACAAGCUAAAAUUGAAAAUGAACAACUGUUUUCUGCAACUAUUAAAAAAGAACCCUCUGAUAUUAACGAUGUAGUUAUUGAAAAACAAGAAGUUAGAGAGAAUAAACAAGCUAAAAUUGAAAAUGAACAACUGUUUUCUGCAACUAUUAAAAAAGAACCCUCUGAUAUUAAGGAUGUAGUUAUUGAAAAACAAGAAGUUAGAGAGAAUAAACAAGCUAAAAUUGAAAAUGAACAACUGUUUUCUGCAACUAUUAAAAAAGAACCCUCUGAUAUUAACGAUGUAGUUAUUGAAAAACAAGAAGUUAGAGAGAAUAAACAAGCUAAAAUUGAAAAUGAACAACUGUUUUCUGCAACUAUUAAAAAAGAACCCUCUGAUAUUAACGAUGUAGUUAUUGAAAAACAAGAAGUUAGAGAGAAUAAACAAGCUAAAAUUGAAAAUGAACAACUGUUUUCUGCAACUAUUAAAAAAGAACCCUCUGAUAUUAAGGAUGUAGUUAUUGAAAAACAAGAAGUUAGAGAGAAUAAACAAGCUAAAAUUGAAAAUGAACAACUGUUUUCUGCAACUAUUAAAAAAGAACCCUCUGAUAUUAACGAUGUAGUUAUUGAAAAACAAGAAGUUAGAGAGAAUAAACAAGCUAAAAUUGAAAAUGAACAACUGUUUUCUGCAACUAUUAAAAAAGAACCCUCUGAUAUUAACGAUGUAGUUAUUGAAAAACAAGAAGUUAGAGAGAAUAAACAAGCUAAAAUUGAAAAUGAACAACUGUUUUCUGCAACUAUUAAAAAAGAACCCUCUGAUAUUAACGAUGUAGUUAUUGAAAAACAAGAAGUUAGAGAGAAUAAACAAGCUAAAAUUGAAAAUGAACAACUGUUUUCUGCAACUAUUAAAAAAGAACCCUCUGAUAUUAAGGAUGUAGUUAUUGAAAAACAAGAAGUUAGAGAGAAUAAACAAGCUAAAAUUGAAAAUGAACAACUGUUUUCUGCAACUAUUAAAAAAGAACCCUCUGAUAUUAACGAUGUAGUUAUUGAAAAACAAGAAGUUAGAGAGAAUAAACAAGCUAAAAUUGAAAAUGAACAACUGUUUUCUGCAACUAUUAAAAAAGAACCCUCUGAUAUUAACGAUGUAGUUAUUGAAAAACAAGAAGUUAGAGAGAAUAAACAAGCUAAAAUUGAAAAUGAACAACUGUUUUCUGCAACUAUUAAAAAAGAACCCUCUGAUAUUAACGAUGUAGUUAUUGAAAAACAAGAAGUUAGAGAGAAUAAACAAGCUAAAAUUGAAAAUGAACAACUGUUUUCUGCAACUAUUAAAAAAGAACCCUCUGAUAUUAAUGAUGUAGUUAUUGAAAAACAAGAAGUUAGAGAGAAUAAACAAGCUAAAAUUGAAAAUGAACAACUGUUUUCUGCAACUAUUAAAAAAGAACCCUCUGAUAUUAAGGAUGUAGUUAUUGAAAAACAAGAAGUUAGAGAGAAUAAACAAGCUAAAAUUGAAAAUGAACAACUGUUUUCUGCAACUAUUAAAAAAGAACCCUCUGAUAUUAACGAUGUAGUUAUUGAAAAACAAGAAGUUAGAGAGAAUAAACAAGCUAAAAUUGAAAAUGAACAACUGUUUUCUGCAACUAUUAAAAAAGAACCCUCUGAUAUUAACGAUGUAGUUAUUGAAAAACAAGAAGUUAGAGAGAAUAAACAAGCUAAAAUUGAAAAUGAACAACUGUUUUCUGCAACUAUUAAAAAAGAACCCUCUGAUAUUAACGAUGUAGUUAUUGAAAAACAAGAAGUUAGAGAGAAUAAACAAGCUAAAAUUGAAAAUGAACAACUGUUUUCUGCAACUAUUAAAAAAGAACCCUCUGAUAUUAACGAUGUAGUUAUUGAAAAACAAGAAGUUAGAGAGAAUAAACAAGCUAAAAUUGAAAAUGAACAACUGUUUUCUGCAACUAUUAAAAAAGAACCCUCUGAUAUUAAUGAUGUAGUUAUUGAAAAACAAGAAGUUAGAGAGAAUAAACAAGCUAAAAUUGAAAAUGAACAACUGUUUUCUGCAACUAUUAAAAAAGAACCCUCUGAUAUUAAGGAUGUAGUUAUUGAAAAACAAGAAGUUAGAGAGAAUAAACAAGCUAAAAUUGAAAAUGAACAACUGUUUUCUGCAACUAUUAAAAAAGAACCCUCUGAUAUUAACGAUGUAGUUAUUGAAAAACAAGAAGUUAGAGAGAAUAAACAAGCUAAAAUUGAAAAUGAACAACUGUUUUCUGCAACUAUUAAAAAAGAACCCUCUGAUAUUAACGAUGUAGUUAUUGAAAAACAAGAAGUUAGAGAGAAUAAACAAGCUAAAAUUGAAAAUGAACAACUGUUUUCUGCAACUAUUAAAAAAGAACCCUCUGAUAUUAACGAUGUAGUUAUUGAAAAACAAGAAGUUAGAGAGAAUAAACAAUCUAAAAUUGAAAAUGAACAACUGUUUUCUGCAACUAUUAAAAAAGAACCCUCUGAUAUUAAGGAUGUAGUUAUUGAAAAACAAGAAGUUAGAGAGAAUAAACAAGCUAAAAUUGAAAAUGAACAACUGUUUUCUGCAACUAUUAAAAAAGAACCCUCUGAUAUUAACGAUGUAGUUAUUGAAAAACAAGAAGUUAGAGAGAAUAAACAAGCUAAAAUUGAAAAUGAACAACUGUUUUCUGCAACUAUUAAAAAAGAACCCUCUGAUAUUAACGAUGUAGUUAUUGAAAAACAAGAAGUUAGAGAGAAUAAACAAGCUAAAAUUGAAAAUGAACAACUGUUUUCUGCAACUAUUAAAAAAGAACCCUCUGAUAUUAAGGAUGUAGUUAUUGAAAAACAAGAAGUUAGAGAGAAUAAACAAGCUAAAAUUGAAAAUGAACAACUGUUUUCUGCAACUAUUAAAAAAGAACCCUCUGAUAUUAACGAUGUAGUUAUUGAAAAACAAGAAGUUAGAGAGAAUAAACAAGCUAAAAUUGAAAAUGAACAACUGUUUUCUGCAACUAUUAAAAAAGAACCCUCUGAUAUUAACGAUGUAGUUAUUGAAAAACAAGAAGUUAGAGAGAAUAAACAAGCUAAAAUUGAAAAUGAACAACUGUUUUCUGCAACUAUUAAAAAAGAACCCUCUGAUAUUAACGAUGUAGUUAUUGAAAAACAAGAAGUUAGAGAGAAUAAACAAGCUAAAAUUGAAAAUGAACAACUGUUUUCUGCAACUAUUAAAAAAGAACCCUCUGAUAUUAAGGAUGUAGUUAUUGAAAAACAAGAAGUUAGAGAGAAUAAACAAGCUAAAAUUGAAAAUGAACAACUGUUUUCUGCAACUAUUAAAAAAGAACCCUCUGAUAUUAACGAUGUAGUUAUUGAAAAACAAGAAGUUAGAGAGAAUAAACAAGCUAAAAUUGAAAAUGAACAACUGUUUUCUGCAACUAUUAAAAAAGAACCCUCUGAUAUUAACGAUGUAGUUAUUGAAAAACAAGAAGUUAGAGAGAAUAAACAAGCUAAAAUUGAAAAUGAACAACUGUUUUCUGCAACUAUUAAAAAAGAACCCUCUGAUAUUAACGAUGUAGUUAUUGAAAAACAAGAAGUUAGAGAGAAUAAACAAGCUAAAAUUGAAAAUGAACAACUGUUUUCUGCAACUAUUAAAAAAGAACCCUCUGAUAUUAACGAUGUAGUUAUUGAAAAACAAGAAGUUAGAGAGAAUAAACAAGCUAAAAUUGAAAAUGAACAACUGUUUUCUGCAACUAUUAAAAAAGAACCCUCUGAUAUUAACGAUGUAGUUAUUGAAAAACAAGAAGUUAGAGAGAAUAAACAAGCUAAAAUUGAAAAUGAACAACUGUUUUCUGCAACUAUUAAAAAAGAACCCUCUGAUAUUAACGAUGUAGUUAUUGAAAAACAAGAAGUUAGAGAGAAUAAACAAGCUAAAAUUGAAAAUGAACAACUGUUUUCUGCAACUAUUAAAAAAGAACCCUCUGAUAUUAACGAUGUAGUUAUUGAAAAACAAGAAGUUAGAGAGAAUAAACAAGCUAAAAUUGAAAAUGAACAACUGUUUUCUGCAACUAUUAAAAAAGAACCCUCUGAUAUUAACGAUGUAGUUAUUGAAAAACAAGAAGUUAGAGAGAAUAAACAAGCUAAAAUUGAAAAUGAACAACUGUUUUCUGCAACUAUUAAAAAAGAACCCUCUGAUAUUAACGAUGUAGUUAUUGAAAAACAAGAAUUAAUUAGUACUUAA